This is a messenger RNA of Cordyceps fumosorosea ARSEF 2679, 1941 nucleotides long. RefSeq lists its product as hypothetical. The coding region runs from base 1 to 1941 and encodes 646 amino acids. The transcript has 3 exons. Lineage: Eukaryota; Fungi; Ascomycota; Sordariomycetes; Hypocreales; Cordycipitaceae. The record is from RefSeq and is a predicted model, not a curated record.
AUGGACCCCCCGCGCGCACAACCGCGACGCUUCCGAAACCUCAACCUCCCCCCGCGGUUCCUCCGCAACACCGAGCAGCGCGCCUGGGAAUUCCAGACCCCCCGGACCCUGUCGCGCCCCUACGACCCCGUGAUCGACACGACCCUGCGCUCUUACCGCGAGGGCUCUGCCGCCGCGGACUUUGACAACCUGGAGCUCCGCGUCCGCACGCAAAAGGUCGACCUCACCUUCGUCUACCCGCGCGACCGCGACGUCGAGACGCUGUCCGCCGAGCAGCUGCGCCGCCUCCCGCCGUCCGUCCGCCGGAACCUGCGCACAUACGAGCGCACGCCGCGCAGGGAGCUGCUCGCCCGCGCGCCGGCUAUCGCGCCGCCGCCGGGGAUCCCGGACCCGGACGACGACAAGCCGCAGUGGGGGUACAAAGAGGACUACCUGUUCCGGGCGAAGCUGUCGCCGGACGAGGAGGCGGCGCGGGAGGCGCGCAGGAAGCGUCGCCGGGACAAGAAGAGGGAAGACGAGGAGGAGGAGCGCGAGGAGGAGGACGAGGAGCCGACACCGAAACGACAGCGUCGAGUAAGACCCCGACAGGAUGCGGGGAGGGGGGCCCUGCCACCGACCCCGUCCCCGACCCCGGUCCCGUCGAGCGAGGACCCCAUCCCGUCCAUUGAGUACUCCCACGCGGAAAUCGCCCAGGCCGACAACAACGUCCUGCUACUGGCAGGCCUCACCGACCCGGUUCCCCCGGCGCCCCCCGGUCCCCCAUCCGUGGCUGUCGUCGACCAGGACCCCGGCCCCGCGUCCGUUGCUGUCAACGGCUUCUUCGCCCUCCCCCCUCCGGUCCGGCGCCAAAUCUUCCGCCACCUCCUCGAGCUGGUGUACCGCAACCAGGGCCUGGCCCUCUCGCCUGUUGUGCUGCGCUGCAGCAAGCGGGCGCAGCGCGAGGGUGCCGCCGUGCUCUACGGCGAAAACGAGUUCCUGUACCUGCUCCGCGACGGCAACCCGACCAACCGCGUCGCCGACGUCGCGGCCCUGGGCUCCGACGACAGCCCGCACCAGGCCAGCGACGUCGAGGAGGAGCCCGAGUCCGGCGGGCCCGCCGCCCGCCGCCGAGGGGGCCGCCGGGGCCCGGCGCGGGGGAGGCCGCUGGAAAACUCCGACAUCAACUUGGACCGCUACGUGCGCUACGUGCGGCGCAUCGCGGUGGAGGCGGAGCACAACCGCUUCGACGAGGCCGCGCAGGAGCGCGCCGCGCAGGCGCUCCGCGCGGAGCACAACCGCUUCGACGAGGCCGCGCAGGAGCGCGCCGCGCAGGCGCUCCGCGUCUUCUCGGACGCGUACGAGUGGCGGCCGGAGGGCGAGAAGCUGCGCACCCGCCUGGCGAGCGUGGAGCUGCGCGUCGUCCCCGUCUGGGAGGCCAACCACGGCGGCGGUGAUGCCGGCGGCGGGGGCGGGUUCACGUUCCUGGACUGGUUCGCGGAGGAGGCGCCGCUGAUGCGGGCCGUCCGCGACCUGUCGUGCGACAAGGUGACGGUGCGACUGCUGCCGCCGCCGCAGCCGUCCCGGCGUCUGCGCGCGGCGGAACGGGAGGAGGGCGGUUUCGCGACCGAGCUGGACAUGGCGCACUUCCAGGUCGACAGGCUGGUGCGCGAGUUCGGGUUCAAGGACCCGUGGGCGGGCGACGAGCCGAUGCAGAGCGGGCGCGCGGCGCGCAUCGCGGAGAUGCAGGCCACGUUCGGGGCGCUGCGCGACAGGUUGGAGGCUGCAUGCCGCGACCCGGUCUACGGUCAACGGGGGCUCCCGCAGGCGGCGCUGACGGAGGAGGGGGAGGACCAGGACGGAGGGGAGGACCAGGACGGGGCGGUUGAGGAGGAGGAGGGGUUCGAGGAAGAGGAGAUUGUGGUGCAGGAUGAUGAUGAGGAUGACGAGGAUUACCAGGAUUAA